Aaosphaeria arxii CBS 175.79 is the source of this 2946-nucleotide messenger RNA. RefSeq lists its product as uncharacterized. Lineage: Eukaryota; Fungi; Ascomycota; Dothideomycetes; Pleosporales. The transcript is spliced from 5 exons. The record is from RefSeq and is a predicted model, not a curated record. The coding region runs from base 404 to 2554 and encodes 716 amino acids. Gene Ontology annotation, biological process: regulation of DNA-templated transcription; DNA-templated transcription. Gene Ontology annotation, molecular function: zinc ion binding; DNA-binding transcription factor activity, RNA polymerase II-specific; DNA binding.
CUCUACUCUUGUUAGGUAACAACAAAGCCUUGGUGCAAGGGAUUCAGGAGCAUCUCCACGUCGAUAUCGUUACCCAGGUCUAUUGAAAGCCUUUCUUGAUGUCUACAUGUGGCGUAUGAACAGAUAUAUGCAUGUCUUCACGGACUGCGGCCGUCGCAUUACUUGGGGUUCCGUGGAUCCGGCGCUCAAGGUUAUUUUCUCGCCUCUCCAGAUAUCUUUCUUUAAUUGGUGCUGGCGCUGGGCACCGAGCCAAUCAUUUGCAUAGAGAAAGGAUCGCCAAGCAAGUUCUUUAGAGGCCUGCUGCCAUCUCCAUGAGCAUAGUCGCGCUUUCAACGCGGUGAAAGUCCUACAAAAGGGGCAUGGUUUCCCCAUCUCAUCAUAUGUUACUGUACUACGAGACACCAUGCCUUUGCCGCUCUCACGACCACCCGAGGUCAAUCAAUACGGCAAGGUAGCCAUUCCAAGGCUCGAGAGACGCCGGCCUGAUCCCCCAAACCAGUCGGACUCCAACCCAUAUGAAACCAAAUCCAGAAUGACCACUGCCUGUCUGGCCUGCCGGGCCCGCAAAGUCAGAUGCAUUGGAGCACAGCCGUGUUGCGAGAAUUGCAAGACCAGUGGCAAGACUUGUGUCUGGCCACAGGGUCGAAGAGACCGCCUUGUCGUGACUCUGGACCAUAACGCUGAGUUGAUUGCCAUCCUCAGAAGCCUACAAGAUGGAGCCUCCGACGAGCAGAAACACGAGAUUGAGGCUGUCCUCGACCGAGCCACAGAGUUUACAGUGGAAAACACAGAUCGAUCCGCAUCCAUGAUAGCAACCGAGCUACGAGAUGAAGCUGUCUCGUCCACGGCAACUCCUGCUGCCGAUGAAGACAUUGAGAUGGGCCUGUCAGAUCCAGAGCCUCUUCACACCGACGGAUAUGGAUAUGCGGACAAACACUCCCAGGCAUUUGCCGUUGGUGAUAGCACAGAUGUUUUCCCUCAGCCUACCGAAACUUCCACAGCUCAGGAGAAGGUAGCCCGCCGCAAGGUGCCGCCUUUCAGAACUGCGCAGAAGUUGUUAGACUGCUACAUGGACACGGUUCAAGACGCUUUUCCUGUCUUGCCCAAGGCCGGUUUUCGCAGACAAUUCAUGGAACUCUACGCGUCGAACCCGGGUUCCCAACCAGAGUCUUCGCCUAUCGUAACUGACGAAUGGCUGAUCACUCUGAAUCUUGUCUUCGCCAUCGCGGCGAGGUAUUUACACCUCGUCGAUGCGGAUUGGAAACCGAACGGCCAGGAGGACGAUGUUUAUCUUUCACGCGCUCGUGUAUUGGGUUUGAGAGGAGUUGCCCUGAUGGCCAAUCUCGAUUCAUCGCAAGUCCAGAUCACCGCCCUACAUGCUCUCUAUCUCUUCUCGAUCAGAGACUUUCACAGAGCUUGGGUAGCCAUCGGUACCUCGAUUCGAUCCGCAUACGUGCUAGGUAUGCACACACAGAAAGGAAUUUCGGACGAGGCAGGAAACAAUCCUCUACUACAAGCAUGGUGGGGGCUGCGGUGCUUCGAGAGAACCAUCAGCACCGUCAUGGGCUAUCCGAACUUUCAAGCGGAUGACACGAACUCGGUCUUGCUGCUAUCGUCACCAUCGGACAUGGUGUCGCCUUACGACGAACCACUGCCUCCAAUGGCAGUCAGCUACCUAAUUGGUAGAGUUCAUAUAAGUCUGGCUGCGGAAAAGGCUCUCAUGAACCUCUACUCAUUUGGGGAAGUCCGCCCGUCCUUCCCGAGCAUACAGCGUCUGACGCAGGACCUCAUGAUACAACUCAAUGGAAAACUGCGAGAGUUGCCGCCCAAUCUCAAUUACUUCUCCCCGGAGAGCACUCCAUUGGCCUCUCGCGAGCAGGUGCUCCUGAAGUUCCAAUACAUUGCCACCCAGAUUCUGAUUUUGAGACCAUGCUUUUGCAGGGACGAUAGUCGAUCAGCGGAUGGAGUCGAGGGCUACAACCAACGCGCCACGCGCACCUGCCUCGCCGCAGCAAAAACGUUCACAGACCUGCUGCCAGAUCACCCUGACGGCGUGCCCCUCUACCGUGCUGACACCUGGUGGUCGACAGUGCAGUUGGUGAGACAGACAACCAGCAUUCUCGUCCUGGAGCUGGCUUUCGGAACGGUUGUAUUUCCAGAGACCGAAGACACCAUCCUGCCACGGGUCAAAAGACUCGUACGAUUGUUACGGUCCAUGAAGGGAAUGGAUCCUUUCGCAGAACGCAUUUACGGAACGAUUCUCGGGGUGUUGCGGAGAUUGGCCGAACGAGACGACUUGGAUAUUGCAGAUCUUGUAGCAGAAGACGCCCACGCUAAGAUUGGUCAAAUUGGCCAGCAAUCUUCAUCAAGUGCACGCAGUCCAGGUAUAGCUUCACUGCCCGGUGAAGACCUAGCACGCCUGUCCUCUCCAGGCCGCCAAAAUGAUCUCCCUCCAGACUACUUGUGUUCGAAGCCAUGGAUCCAGUAUCUGUUUGGCCAUGUAUUGGAUGAACACAAUCCGAUAACGUCUGCGCAAUUCGUAGAAUCGCUUUAAAGAGAUAUAUUAUUGUAUAUCCCAGUUCCAGUUGGAUUAAAUUGCAUCACAUCGGUUAGGAUUUCCUUUGGUCACUGCAGGCAUGGGCAUUUUAUAGGACACUCUCUUGUUACAUGUCUUUGGACAAAACUAUUCUGUGCUACGCAUAGGUAGUUUCCCAGUUGGAAUUUCCUUUUUCCGCUCUUUGGAGCCUUCACCUUCGUUUAGAUCUCGGUUUGCCAUUGUUCCUUUCAGUUUUUGCUUUCUCAUCACGAAUCAUGAAUGAGCGACAUACAACACAGCACACGAAGUGGAAGUAUGCUUUUCGGUUUUCUACAUAGUUCCUUGAAGCUUAUAAAUCUCCUUUUCCAACUGGGUUACAAUAUAUCUUGAUCAGCCUUUGCACCAUCCCU